CCUGUCUCUAUAAAGAGAAGGCGGGCGCCGCACUCGGCUGCAAGCUCCGUUGGGUGCCUAGGAUCCAUUUCCAUCGGGUUCUGCCGAAACUCGUGUGGCUCCCUCCCCGCAACAGCCAAAAUGGUGAAGCUGAUCGAGAGCAAGGAAGCUUUUCAGGAGGCCCUGGCCGCUGCGGGAGACAAGCUUGUGGUAGUGGACUUCUCUGCCACGUGGUGUGGACCUUGCAAAAUGAUCAAGCCCUUCUUUCAUUCCCUCUGUGACAAGUAUUCCAAUGUGGUGUUCCUUGAAGUAGACGUGGACGACUGCCAGGAUGUUGCUGCAGACUGUGAAGUCAAAUGCAUGCCGACCUUCCAGUUCUAUAAAAAGGGUCAAAAGGUUGGGGAGUUCUCUGGUGCUAACAAGGAAAAGCUCGAAGCCACUAUUACGGAGUUUGCCUAAUCAUGCUCUGAAAAGUGUGACCAGCUCCAGCAGGUUAAAACCUGUACCUUUUUUAAUUUGCAAAAAAAACCUAUGAAGUGUGGAGAGUCUAUACCCAACUGCCAUCUGAUUAUAAAUGACAAUAAAAUAUUAAUUCUACCCUUUUUAAAA
Rattus rattus (black rat) is the source of this 588-nucleotide messenger RNA. RefSeq names its product thioredoxin. Gene Ontology annotation, molecular function: protein-disulfide reductase activity. The coding region runs from base 121 to 438 and encodes 105 amino acids. The transcript is spliced from 5 exons. NCBI's taxonomy places the organism in Eukaryota, Metazoa, Chordata, Mammalia, Rodentia, Muridae. The record is from RefSeq and is a predicted model, not a curated record.